AUGCUUUGUGAUACUUUGUCAACUGAAAUUAGAGCUCUGUUGGGUGGAAAGUGCCUCCUUGAAAAUGAGAAGAAAGUAAUUCUGAAAAAGCUAUGUCAAGCAGAUUGGUAUUCAAACAAGACGACAACCAAUACAAAGCAAGAGGAGAAGGGGGAAAUUUCAGGGCAAAGCAAGAAGAAUGGUGAAGGCAGUUUUACAUUAACAGCAGCAUGGUCAAAAAUGAAGCAAACGUCAGGGGAAAUUCCUGAAACUGCUGAAAAGUCAGAUAAGCAGGAUGACAUCAUUGAAAUUUCAAGUAAUCCAAAAUAUGUUGAUGGUGCAA
Molecule: messenger RNA, 322 nt
Organism: Paramuricea clavata
Lineage: Eukaryota; Metazoa; Cnidaria; Anthozoa; Malacalcyonacea; Plexauridae
Source: the annotation of a GenBank genome assembly